This is a messenger RNA of Stegodyphus dumicola, 3176 nucleotides long. Its product is annotated as putative sodium-dependent multivitamin transporter. Gene Ontology annotation, cellular component: membrane. Gene Ontology annotation, biological process: sodium ion transport; transmembrane transport. Gene Ontology annotation, molecular function: symporter activity. NCBI's taxonomy places the organism in Eukaryota, Metazoa, Arthropoda, Arachnida, Araneae, Eresidae. The record is from RefSeq and is a predicted model, not a curated record.
GUCUUCGGCAUUAACAAAACGACGCUCAUUUCCCGAAUCACUCUUCAAAAGCGUACACUAUUUUUUUUGCGCGCGGUACCUGAAAUACAUGAUACCAUUCGUUUCCCCCAACGGAACGUAAAAGAAUUUCAUUCAGUUAAAUUAAUCAAGUUACAAAGCUUAUUCAUCCCACCGCUUCUCACCUCUUCAGCGAUUCAAGCAACUUACCGAAAAUGGAUGUUGAAAAAGCUGUUCUUGGUACUGUAGACUACAUCCUUUUUGCUCUUAUGUUGCUAAUAUCAGCGGGAAUAGGCAUUUACUUCCGUUUCUCUGGUGGGAAACAAAAGACUACCGAUGAAUAUCUCUUGGCUGGUAAAGACAUGUCCAUCCUUCCAGUGGCAUUUUCACUCAUGGCGUCUUUCUUGUCGGCCAUCACAGUUAUCGGAAUGCCAGCAGAAAUGUAUCGCUUUGGUUUAUAUCUAGCAUACAUGAACAUAGGAUUUGCAGUUGGAACAGUUGUAUCAUCCUAUGUAUCUAUACCUGUGUUUUUCGAGAUGCAAGCCUCAACUGCGUAUGAGUAUUUAGAGAGGAGAUUUGGGAAAUUUGCUCGAACGUUCUGCUCAUUAGCUUUCGUUGUACAAAUGAUUCUUUAUAUGUCUGUGGUAUUGUAUGCACCAGCUCUUGCCUUGAGUGCCGUCACAAAUCUUUCCACGUGGUUGUCGGUAAUCUCUAUUGGAGUGGUCUGCACAUUUUACUGUACAUUGGGUGGAAUGAAAGCUGUUCUUUGGACGGACGUAUUCCAGGCCUUGCUCAUGUUCUUGGGCAUCUUUGCUGUCCUCAUCAAAGGUAUCAUUGAUUUGGGAGGUAUCAACAACGUGUACAGAAUCGCAAAUGAGGGAGGUCGUUUGACGAUACCCGGCUUUGAAGUUGACCCGGAAGUUCGUUAUACUGUGUGGAACCUUAUGAUACAAGGUAUCAUUCUGUCUAUGUCAGCUUUUGGUGGCAAUCAAGUGCAAAUACAAAGAUUACUUACAGUCAAAAAUUUAUCUCGGUCUCGCACAGCCUUGUAUGUGAGUAUACCCAUGGGAGUUUCAUUCCACCUUUUAAACUGCUUAGCCGGUAUUGUCAUUUAUGCAAACUUUUACAACUGUGAUCCAAUGACGGCUCCGAAUAAGCCAAUAUCCUCAGCUGAUCAGCUGAUGCCUUAUUACAUUAUGUCUGCUCUCGGACAAUAUCCAGGAUUACCUGGAGUAUGUAUCUGCGGUAUUUUCAGUGCAUCUCUUAGUACAGUCUCGUCUGCCGUGAACUCAUUAGCAGCUGUGACAAUGGAGGAUUUAGUGCGACCUUUCUUCGUUGCCAGAGGCUACUCUCAAAAGAAGAUGGCCUUCAGUGCCAAAGCUAUAACGCUUUUCUACGGAUUUCUUUGCGUGUUACUGACAUUUUUGGUUGCGACGUUUGGAAACUUAGUUCAGGCAUCUUUGACAGUCUUUGGCAUGCUUGGAGGGCCUGUUUUGGCUAUCUUUCUUCUAGGAAUGUUGACCGAAAGGUGCAACGAAAAGGGUGCUGUCAUCGGUCUUGUCUCUUCUAUUGCAAUUGCUGCGUGGGUAAGCUUUGGAUCAUCAGCUGCGGCCCCACCGCCGCACGUCCUACCAGUCUCCACCGAAGGAUGCUUCUUUCCAAAUUCAUCCGUACCACAGAAUUCAUUCCUUCUUAAUGUCACUUCUCCAUUAGCCAUCGUUCAGAAUUCGGCUGCCCCAAUCAUGAAUUCGACAGAAUCAUCAGUGAUAGAGACAUCUUAUGAGAACAUAUUUCCGUUGUACAGAAUAUCAUACAUGUGGUUCGCACCGAUCGGAUUCUUCUCUGCUGUAAUCAUAGGUUAUGUAGCAAGUAUAAUUAUUAAUCUCAUUAACGGAGAGACAAAGGAAGUGCCAGAAGAAUUACUCAGUCCUGUUUUAAAGUUUUUUCUAAGCAAACCGCCUAAGUCUUCAGAAAAGAAUGAUAUCCAGAUAUCAGGACCAAUGGAGCUCCAGUCUCAGAAUCCAUCAGUGACUGUCUUAAAAUCGAAAGAAAACGAACGCUUUUAAGGUUCAUAUUGCAUUAUCACCUAGUACUUGAGAUUUCAACAUUGUUUAAGAAGAAAUGUGUGAACUGAUUUGCGUGUCUUGGCUAUACGAGCGAAUUUUAUGAAACCGUAACUUGGAGAGCAGAUGUCUUCUUUCCGAGUUGUAUGGUUUCGAGUGGUAUGUUUCGUUAUGCUGAAUUGUUUCAUCCAGGGAAUGAUUGUUCAUAUCAAAUAAUGAUGAACAUUACCAUCUUUGUAAAUAUAAAGAAUCAAUCAUUAAUUAUGCUUGUCAAGUAUAAGGACUGUUAUGCAUUAUACAAUCACACUGAAAUUACAGUAAACUUUUGAUUUUCGGGAUACAAAGAAUGAUGACUCUAGGAAACAUUUCUUUCUGAAGACUAAAGAAAGCUAAUGUUGAUAAGUGUAGCUAAAUCAUAAGAACUAUAACCGAAAUCAUUGAAAGAAAGGUUUUAUUGUUGACGCCUCUAUAGUUAUUCAUAUUUAAACAACAAGGUAUAUAAUUAAGGCAAAUUAUCACUAGCAAUGCCAUGGGAACAACACGUUUGAGUUAAUUUGUAAGUAACGUUAUUUCUUAUGUUUAUUGCCUGUGAUAUCAAAAGCAUACUGCAUUUUAUAUUUUCAUAAGAAUUCCAAUGCUGUUCGAUCAAAGUGAGAAAAAAAUCAGGAUCUUCUCUUUAAAGGACAACAUGUGCCGAAGAAGUUUCUCGAGAAAGAUAAACGUGACACUUUCAGCGCAAACUUUACACUUCCAGCGAGAAAACACGCUUUCGUCGUUUAUUUUUUCGACUAUGAUGAAGUUUUUAUUAAAUUAAGAGAAAUGUAUCUUAGUUAUUUAACGAAAGAAAGAAAUAGAAUGAAGCGUGCUUUAAAAAACAAUUAUUGGCAAUAUUUACUUACAAGAACAAGAACACUUAUGAGAGAUAAGAGCGCAUUUAAUUUAACGGAGGCUAAUAAGCAACGUUGCUGUUAUAUAUCUUUCUAUAGAAAAUUGUUUAGAACGUGUUGCCCUGUAACAGAAAACAUCCGAAAUGCAUGUCAUAGCUUUUGUGUUCAACAAUUUGUCAAAUUUUAUAUCAUUUGACACAGAUAAUAAUAAAUUUUAUAUUUUUGAAUU